Molecule: messenger RNA, 2280 nt
Organism: Rotaria sp. Silwood1
Lineage: Eukaryota; Metazoa; Rotifera; Eurotatoria; Philodinida; Philodinidae
Source: the annotation of a GenBank genome assembly
AUGAUAAAAUCAGAUAUAUCAUCAUCGAAUAAUUUCGAUCGACCAAAAUUAUUCCUUUUCAAAUUUCUAGCUCAUCAAAUUCAUCCAUUUGCUUAUGCAGUUAAUACAUUUCUUCGGCCAGCUUUAGAUGAUUGUCUUGCAUUAAUGCAUAACAAUCCACAAGAUACAUUUAAUGUUUUAUUAUCACUUUCACAAACAUUUACACGUUUUGCACCUGAAUCAGAAUUAAUCUAUGAUGAUAUUCAACAAUUUGCUAUUAAACUUAAAGAUGCUAUUGAUCAAUGUUUUACAUGGCUUGAUCCAAAUACAAUUCGACAAUCAUCACAAUUAUUAGAAUCAACUCAUCAAAGUCUUUUAGCAAUUAUUCAACAACAAAAUAUAGAAAAUACAACUUAUACAGAUAUGUAUAAAAAUAUGUCAGCUGUAUUAACAAAUCUUGAAAAGAUUAGUUCAUUACCAGUAGAAAUGCAAACAAUGUCAUUCGAUAAAAUUAUUUCUACUCAACAAUCAACUAAACAAGAAACAAAAAUAAAUAUCAAUGAACGAACAGACUCUUUGAUUCAAAAUGGAUGUGCAAAUAGAAAUAUUCCUAUAGCUUCGAAUCGAACAACAACAACAAUUACACCACCACCUAGUAUGCUAUCAAAACCAAUCGAUAAGCCUCCAACCAUAUUUUCUUCACCAAUAAUAAGUCGAUCAGAAUCAUCUCGAUUAUCACAAAAUACUAUUUUAUCAUCAACAAAACCUCUUAUGGAUCAAAUAAAAACUCUUUCAGUAUCUUCAACACCUAUUCCAACAGUAACAUUAUCACGACCAAUGUCAACUGUAUCCUAUCAAAAUGAAUAUGAAAUAAUAGAUACAAGUACACAAUCAAUAAAAAAACCACCAGUAAAUAUAGCUUCAUUUCCACCACGUCAAACUCCAUCACUUUUUACUUCAAUUAAUUCAACUAAUGAAAAAUCAUCUAUUGAUACAAUAAAAACUGAUAUUAACAAUGAAGAUAGUUCAUCAUUAUUACUAAAUAAAAAUAUAAAAACUGAUCAUUCAUAUCUUCAAUCAAAAGUCAAUCUAAAUAAUAGAAAUGAAUUCAUCAAUAAUCAACAACGAGAUACAUCAAUUUCUACAUCUUUAAAUGAGAAUAAUAUUCGUUUAAAUAAUACUUCAGGAUUACAAAUACCAUCUUCUAUUCAUGAUAAUAAUGAUCAUAAUACAAAUCGACAAUUUAAUAUAAAUACUCGUUUUACAAAUUCAAUUGAUCAUCAAUCACGUAUUGAUCAAACAAAAAUAUUAACUCAUCCUCAUGUUACUGAUGAAUAUAUACAAGAAUUUGGAAAUAAACAAAAUCGACCAAAUUUACGUGGUGAACUUUGUAUGACAUUUGGUACACCACAAAGUAGUCCACAAACAGAUUGUUUACCAAUUGGUGUUGGUUUAUCAUAUGAUGAAUUAACAUUAUUUUCAUGUGAUGUACAUCGUAAUGCUCAAAAUGUUCGAUUAUUUGAUAUUCAAACAGGACGAUUAAAACAUACGAUUUCAAGUAAUCAGCAAAUGAAAUUUCAUCGUCCAGGUGCUGUUAUGAGUGAUUCACGUAAUAAUAUUUUAAUUGUUGAAAGAGAUUGUAUUUAUAUAACUGAAUUUGAUGGUCGUUUAAUACAAACAAUUGGUCAUCGAUCUAUUAAACAAUUAUAUGGUAUUGCUUUAUAUCGUGAUCGUUAUAUAUUAACAAUUGAUUCAAAAGCAAUAGAUAAUCAAUCAGCUGAAAAUUGUCGUUUAAUUUUAUUUGAUCCAAAUAAUGGUCAAUUAGUAUUUGAACAAAAUCUUUUAAUGAAUCGUCAAUCAGAAAAUAUUCUAAAACAACAAUAUAUUAAUCAUAUACAAGGAAGAAUUUUACCAGAAUCAACUAGUAAACCAAGAUUUAUUGCAGUACGAAAUGAUGAUAUUUAUAUUGCUGAUCUUGGUCGCAGUUUAAUUUAUGGAACAAAACUUCGAAAUCAAUUUGAAUUGACUUGUACAAGUGUUUUUGGUGGUCAAGGACGUGCAAAUGGAGAAAUGAUUGAUCCAUCAGGUUUAUUUAUUGAUUCAGGUGGAAAUAUAAUUAGUGCUGAUAGUAAAAAUGAUCGUAUUCAAUUAUUUUCAUCGGAUGGUCAAUAUAAGACAACAUUUAAAUUAAAUGAACGUAUUAAACGUCCAUCGGGUAUAUGUACAAAUCGUGCUGGAACACAAUUUUAUGUAUCAUGUUAUUUAGCUGGUUGUGUUCGAGCAUUUAAUAUUGGAUAUUAA